Myripristis murdjan (pinecone soldierfish) is the source of this 1388-nucleotide messenger RNA. Its product is annotated as protein ANTAGONIST OF LIKE HETEROCHROMATIN PROTEIN 1. Bases 23 to 1339 code for a protein of 438 amino acids. The record is from RefSeq and is a predicted model, not a curated record. The transcript has 3 exons. Lineage: Eukaryota; Metazoa; Chordata; Actinopteri; Holocentriformes; Holocentridae.
GCGGCGGAAGACGUCCAAAAAAAUGGCGGUCGGGGAGCAGUUUCAGACAAACGCUCUUAUAAUCACGUCAAUAUUCCACAUGUUGGCGAGACAAGCGAUGUUUUUCCGACACGUCUUUGACGCGGAAAGACGCAUCGCUCACAUUAGAGAAGACUGUCACACCAAGCUGAGCAGAAGCAGGGACAGAUUUGAAGCCGAGCGGCACAAGCGACUGAGACGCUACCGGAGGCUGAAGGCUGCGGCUCUCCAGGUGUGUCUGCAGCAACAGGUGGAGAGGAAGCUGUGGAAGCGGGAGUGGACGUACGGCCAGGCGUUUUGGAGCAGCGUCUUGAACAAGUUUGACGACGAGCAGUGGAGAGAGCACUUCCGCAUGUCCCGCAGCACGUUCGAGUCCGUGCUGCAGCUGCUGGAGCCCGCGCUCAGCAAGCAGACCACCAACUGGAGGAAGCCGCUGGAGGCGCGCCAGAGGCUGGCCAUCGUCCUGUGGUGGCUGGCGACUCCCAGCGAGUACCGCAACGUGGCCUGCCUGUUCGGCGUGGGGAUCUCCACGGUGUGUGUGCUGGUCCGCCAGGUGACAGCGGCGAUUAAACGCAGCCUCCUCAAGCGCUUCAUCUGCCUGCCGACAGGAGACGGUCUUCAGAGCAGCCUGCGGGGAUUCACGGAGCGCGGAUACCCCAUGUGUGCCGGGGCCGUGGAUGCUACACACAUACCUGUCAUCACUCCCAAAGACCGUCCUCACGCCUACUGCAAUCCGAGAGGAUGGCACUCCGUGGUGCUGCAAGCUGUGGUGGACCAUAGCUGCUGCUUUACAGACAUAUACGUGGGCUCUCCUGGUGGGACUCCUGAUGCCAGAGUGUUGACCAGCUCGCCUUUGUACAAAAAAGCUGAAAACCUGGAUGGCUAUUUGUUUCCCCGUGAGAAUGCGAGGACGGUGAAUGGCGUGGAGAUCCCUGUUCAUUUGAUCGGCGACGCUGCCUACCCUCUGAAGCCGUGGCUCAUGAAGGAGUUCAGCCAGCACGAGCGCCUGACACCGGAGCAGUGCAGCUUCAACCGGCGCCUGGGCUCGGCCCGCACCGUGGUCCAGAACGCCUUUGCUCGCCUAAAGGGUCGGUGGAGGUGCCUGCUAAAGCGCAACAACGUUGAUAUUGCUCUCGUGCCAGACAUUGUCACCGCUUGCUGCAUCCUGCACAACGUGUGUGAGCUGAACAAGGAAGACUUUCUGCCUGAGUGGAGCGCAGAGCUCGGUGAGGAUCUGCAGGAGCCAGACAUGGAGGCUUUCCAUGGAGAUGAAGCUCUUGGCCCACAAGCAGUGCGUCAGGCAGUGAUGUCCAUAUUGUAAUGCUGAUCAUAAAACUGUUACUCGGUAUAAAUUAUUAUUUAUAGCAGCA